Messenger RNA from Corticium candelabrum, 858 nucleotides. Its product is annotated as alpha-ketoglutarate-dependent dioxygenase alkB homolog 6-like. Gene Ontology annotation, cellular component: nucleus. The record is from RefSeq and is a predicted model, not a curated record. The coding region runs from base 55 to 822 and encodes 255 amino acids. NCBI's taxonomy places the organism in Eukaryota, Metazoa, Porifera, Homoscleromorpha, Homosclerophorida, Plakinidae. The transcript has 8 exons.
AAUCUAGGCGGGGCUUAACGUGAGGGCAAGAUCCGGGGCUUCAAGAGUUCCGAAAUGGAAGUUCUUCUACAAAGCGGGAAAGCUAGUGUGAUAACUGAGGCUCCCCCGAGGGUUAUUUAUGCUCCAGAAUUUAUUUCUCAAACAGAACACGAUCAGCUGCUGCGUCAGGUUAGUGAGUCUCCUCGGACUAAAUGGGUUCAAUUGUCGGGAAGACGUUUGCAGAACUGGGGUGGACUGCCUCAUGCAAAGGGCAUGGUGCAGGAGAGGAUGCCUUCCUGGCUUGCAGUCUACGCAAAACAAGUAACAGCUUUAGGACUUUUCUCUGGUUAUGAAGCUAAUCAUAUUCUUGUGAAUGAAUACAAACCGGGUGAAGGAAUUAUGCCCCAUGAAGAUGGUCCUCUCUUCUGUCCUGUCAUUGCAACUAUUAAUUUGGGUUCACACACUGUGCUUGAUUUUUACCACAAGCUGCAGGACAAGAGUUCUGAAGUUGUAGAUGAUGUAGGGACGCAACAUGAAGACACAACAGUAGAGAGCUGGGGAUCAACUAGUACUGGAAAUUCUUCUCUUGAAAUGAGGUGUUUUCUGUCUCUUUUGUUGGAGCCUCGCAGCUUGGUUGUGCUGGAGGAAGACAUGUACAACAGGUACCUACAUGGUAUUCAAAUGCAAAGUCAAGAUGUCGUCUGCGAGAGGAUUAAGAACUUGCCUUACUGCGGACGGAAGAUGCAGAUAGGAGAUGUUCUACAAAGACAGACACGCGUGUCAUUGACUAUUAGACAUGUUUUGAAUGUUUCAAAAGUAAAAUUAAAAUUAGGAAGAUAUUGAGAGUAUGUACUGUGUAUGUCUAAACUGCUUGUUCAA